ACCGCCGUAGCAACACACACACACAGAGAAGCCAAUCUCGCCGGAGAGGGAAGCGUCGAUGAUGUCGGGCCGUGGCAAGGGAGGGAAGGGGCUCGGCAAGGGCGGCGCCAAGCGCCACCGGAAGGUGCUCCGGGACAACAUCCAGGGCAUCACCAAGCCGGCGAUCCGCCGUCUGGCUCGCAGGGGAGGCGUGAAGCGCAUCUCGGGGCUCAUCUACGAGGAGACCCCGGGCGUGCUCAAGAUCUUCCUGGAGAACGUCAUCCGUGACGCCGUCACCUACACCGAGCACGCCCGUCGCAAGACCGUCACCGCCAUGGACGUCGUCUACGCCCUCAAGCGCCAGGGCCGCACCCUCUACGGAUUCGGCGGCUCUGUUAACGGGUUCGAAGCUGCUUCCAAGGCCCAAAACAGCGGGGCAACCACUAUAAAUCCCCCACGCCCCAUCUCCGUCCAUCUCAUCUCACCACACCGCCGUAGCAACACACACACAGAGAAGCCAAUCUCGCCGGAGAGGGAAGCGUCGACGAUGUCGGGCCGUGGCAAGGGAGGGAAGGGGCUCGGCAAGGGCGGCGCCAAGCGCCACCGGAAGGUGCUCCGGGACAACAUCCAGGGCAUCACCAAGCCGGCGAUCCGCCGUCUGGCUCGCAGGGGCGGCGUGAAGCGCAUCUCGGGGCUCAUCUACGAGGAGACCCGAGGCGUGCUCAAGAUCUUCCUCGAGAACGUCAUCCGCGACGCCGUCACCUACACCGAGCACGCCCGCCGCAAGACCGUCACCGCCAUGGACGUCGUCUACGCCCUCAAGCGCCAGGGACGCACCCUGUACGGAUUCGGCGGCUAGGCCACGCCGGUCCAGCAGAACCCACCUCGCGCCGCCAGAUUCACUAGCUACCCAUGGUUGUUCAGUGUUCAUUGUCUUCGGUGUAAUGGAACGGCCGCAUCUCGCUGCUGUCUGUUGUUCAGUGUACUGUGUUUGGAUGUA
Messenger RNA from Triticum dicoccoides, 979 nucleotides. RefSeq lists its product as uncharacterized. Bases 59 to 838 code for a protein of 259 amino acids. Gene Ontology annotation, molecular function: structural constituent of chromatin; protein heterodimerization activity; DNA binding. Lineage: Eukaryota; Viridiplantae; Streptophyta; Magnoliopsida; Poales; Poaceae. The transcript is spliced from 3 exons. Gene Ontology annotation, cellular component: nucleosome. The record is from RefSeq and is a predicted model, not a curated record.